CCACAACUUGUCCAAGUACAUUCAACAUGCCUCGUUUCGUCACUGGUGAUUCCUUAGGAAACAUCAAGUCCUUGGAAUACUCUGUUUCUGGAAAAAAGACAGAGUUGACUCUGCUCUCCGAGGGCCCCCAAAAGUCUGAAGAAAGGUCAAAUCCUAUCCAAGUUUUGGCCGUUGACUACAAACCGGAAUCAGCAGUGGUGGCCGCUGCGUAUGGAGAUGGAUCUGCCUCCACAUACUCCCUAGAGGAUUACACUCUCACCCCAUUGCACCACUGGACGGAGAACCGUCUGAAAGCAAAUCAAAAAUAUGUUGGAUUGUCUAUAGCGUCCCAGGGAAUAUUUACCUGCACAUCAAAUGGAGCUCUGAGAAUGACACCACGUUUUAGCGCAGAAAGCGAAGCUCGUGCCGAAUCACGUAUUGCACUUCUCCCUACCCGACUUCAUUCAUGGAAAUUAGCAGUGGAUCAAGAAACCUUUGCUUAUGGCGGUGACGAAGUUGACCUAUCAUUAUGGAAUACUGAACAAGCGCUCCAGCAACUUUCUACCGCAGAUGUUACCUCUAAAAAGAGGAAACGUAAUGUUGACCUCUUCCCUGGUGAAAUAUGGCGAGCCAAAAAUGUCUCUAAUGAUUCGCUUAGUCUGCGACAGCCCAUACGAGUCACUUCCCUGGCAUAUUUAUCUGCAGAAUCCCCGCAUCAUUUACUGGUCGGAACUCAGCUUGGGCAUUUAAGACGAUACGACACGCGAGCGGCCCGUCGGCCUGUAGCCGAUUGGACAGGCAUAGUUAAAGCCGGAGGCGUUCAAACAGUGGAGAAAGGGUUCUCAGACAAUGAGGCUUUUGUCAGCGAUAACGGGAACAGCAUGUUUUCAGUUGAUCUUCGCACCGGCCGCGUGCUUUACGGUUAUCACGGGCUAUCAGGUACAGUUUCAUCAAUAGCCCCCUCGCCUGCUGUACUAGCAUCGGCAUCCUUGGACCGAUAUUUUCGAUUGCACAGCACCGUACCGCCGCCUUCUGAAAUUGGUCGAAACUCUGAGGACAAAGGACAGAUUUUGGACAAGGUUUAUUCGAAAAGUAUACCCACUGUUGUUGUUUGGGAUGGAGAUACGACCGACGCGUCAAAAGCGGAUGCAUCUGCUGGCAAUGAAGACGAUGCUGUCUGGGAUGCCAUGGAAAACAUCGGUGAACGUGAUGAUGAUAGUGACAGUGAGCUCAACGAGCUCAACGAUAAAAGGCGACGAAAAGUAUCACGCAACUGAAGCGCAUAUUACCACACUGUGUAUAAAGAGCAUCUGUAGAUCGUCGAUUUAACAUCGUGUGGCUCAUUCACAAGCUUUUCCCAUUUCGAGGAAAUCCAGAAUACUAGCAUUCAGCCAAAAGUUGAAUUCUUAGAAUCGGCGCUAAUUUUA
Desarmillaria tabescens is the source of this 1406-nucleotide messenger RNA. RefSeq lists its product as uncharacterized. The coding region runs from base 27 to 1256 and encodes 409 amino acids. The record is from RefSeq and is a predicted model, not a curated record. Gene Ontology annotation, biological process: ribosomal large subunit biogenesis. Gene Ontology annotation, cellular component: preribosome, large subunit precursor; nucleolus. Lineage: Eukaryota; Fungi; Basidiomycota; Agaricomycetes; Agaricales; Physalacriaceae. The transcript has 6 exons. Gene Ontology annotation, molecular function: protein binding.